UUCUCUGGCGAGUAAGACACGGGCAAACCUUCCAGAUAACCAUUUAUCACCCAACGUGGGCAAGAGGAUGGCAUGCGCAGAGCUGUCGUCCAUUGUGGUUGGGAGAUUGAACGAUUGGCUGACCAAUCUGGUGGCAGCUUGUGUAGUGAAAACGACGGCUAUUGACAUGGCUGAAAGACGUUGCAGAGCAUCUCGCAACAAAGAAAGCGCAUGGUUCCUCUGUGAUGAUUGUAAUGGUGGAUGGCGAAAGGGUGCCGAUAACCCGUCAAGCACAAUCAAUUUGAGCUGGGGGAUCUUUGCUAAUAUCGAGUUGAUUGAGAGGAGAAAGCUUAGAAGGGAGGUCAGGUUCGGAAUUGACGUCGUAUGCACUCGCUCCGACAUCGAGUCGGAUGGGAGCUCAUUCGAUUCCUCCCAUAAACGAAUGAGCUUCUUGACUCUCCAGGAAGGUACG
This is a messenger RNA of Dacryopinax primogenitus, 451 nucleotides long. RefSeq lists its product as uncharacterized. NCBI's taxonomy places the organism in Eukaryota, Fungi, Basidiomycota, Dacrymycetes, Dacrymycetales, Dacrymycetaceae. The transcript is spliced from 4 exons. The record is from RefSeq and is a predicted model, not a curated record. The annotation marks the transcript as partial.